This is a messenger RNA of Linum trigynum, 3606 nucleotides long. The record is from the annotation of a GenBank genome assembly. NCBI's taxonomy places the organism in Eukaryota, Viridiplantae, Streptophyta, Magnoliopsida, Malpighiales, Linaceae.
CAAACAUACGAACAGUACAAACUAGAGCGACAAAACAUACAAACAUUACAAACGUAUGAACUGUACAAACAAUACAAACUAGACCGACAAACAAUACAAACCAUACAAAAAGUAAAAACACCCGGGUUGACUUUGGAGGCUCCAUCCCUAUAUAGAGGGGCUCCUUCCCAAAGUCAACCCGGGUGUUUUUUAGACAUACAAACAGUACGAACAUAGUGGACAAAAAUGACAAACUAUACCGACAAUCCAUACGAACUGAAAAAACACCCGGGUUGACUUUGGAGGCUCCAUCCCUAUAUAGAGGGGCUCCUUCCCAAAGUCAACCCGGGUGUUUUUUAUACAUAAAAAACAUUACAAACAUGGUUGACAAAAAUGAUAAACACGGUACACAAAAAUAACAAAGUUUACAAACAUUACAAAAAAAAAACCGGCAAACAUUACAAAAUAACAAAGCGUACAAACAUUACAAAAUAAAUCGACAAACAAGACAAAGCAUACUAACAGUACAAAAUCUCUCUCUCUCUUGGGGGGGGGGGGAUAAUUAUUGGAAUAAUGGCGCACUCUUGGGGAUAGUUCUUGAAAUAAUGGCGCUGGGGAACUCUCCUGCCCAGUAAUGCCCAGGGGAGCCACCGCCGAACAACCGGACGGAGACGGAGGCGGCGGGCGGGCUGUUAAAUAUUUUUUAUUCAUUUUAUAAUUAAAUAUAAAAAAUAAACAUGCAAUUACUACAUUGCCCUUCAUUAAAUUGGAUUAAUAGGAGCCCUUUGAUUUUAAUGAAGUUGAGUGGCUGAGAUUCACUUAGCCAUGUGACUAAGAAGACCCCCCUUAGUCACCUGAUCCCAGCCCCGUCUAGUACAUGUGCCAUAUGAAGUUUUUUAUUACUCCUGCAAACUUUUAUGUUUGCUAUUUUAAAUAAAGUAUGCUUUUACAAAGAAGUAAAGGGACUAGCCACAUAUUCCUAAGGACCAUAGCUCUUUACUUGGGCGGAUUUCAAUUCUUUGAUAGAGAUAUCAAAUCUUUCACUACACGAUCAACCAAUUGGUGUAAAAAAAUUUUACGUUAUUCAUAAUUUUGAUACAAUUAAUGUGUUAUAAGUUGCAUUCCUAUGUCGAACGGACAUUACACAACAUAUAUAGUAACAAUAGCAGUAGUUACAAAUAGGGCUGGCAGUUGUUCGAUUAUCGGAUAAACCGAGACACGACCACCCGCUACCGCCACCUGACCGUCGUCCAGCCUCAGUUAGCCGCAGACCGACCAGUCGGUUAUAGGUUUUGGCGCGGUUUAACCAGGCAGCUGAGGUGACUGCAGGAGGGCCUCGUGAUACAAGAAUUUUGGGGGGAAAAACGUGGUGGCGGUGAUGGGAGGAGGGUUGUUGACUGAUGUUGUUGCAAGUUUGGGCGAUGGAGGUGGAAGAAGCUCCCCGUCAACCGAAAGAUCUCUUGUCCCAAAGCAGCAACGAUAGUUGCCGGGCGGCGCGGUGGGUGGAGGGAAAGCGAGAUUGGAAGGAGGCGGAACAGGCGAUUGGAGAGAACGGAUUGGCGGUAAGGGAGGAGCUCAGGGGAGGGAGCCGGAGGAGGAGGUCGUCGCCGACGGGUUGGCCGAGAUGGCGAGAUGGGAGUGUGGAGGCGGCGGGGCGCAGCCGCGCAAGGGAAUCGUAGCAGCUGCUGUGCUUUGUGGGAGACAGAGUGGGGCGGCUGGGCGAUUGUGAGGGAGGAUUGGAGAUCAGGAACACGAAGGCGCUAGGGUUGGUGUGUAAAAUGGAUUGCAAAACGACGUCAUAUAGGGUCAGUCGGUUAGGGACGGUUAGCCGGUUAACCGACGUCGGUUCAUCAGCUAACCGUCGCACCAAUAAUCAAAUCCGACCACCGACCGCUGCGUGUUUUUUUGAUUUCCGGUUAGCCGCUAAGCGGCAACCGAAAUGACAGCCCUAAUUACACAUAUUAUUUUGUUUUUCGUUUUUAGAUGUCAAUGAUAGUUGACUAGUAUAAAUAACCUAUUAUAAUAGUACUAUAUCAUCACAAAAAUAAUAUAACUAAUUAAUUAAAAAGGAUUCCCCGCGCACGUGUGGCCUACUCCUCGUGCUAUGUGGCUCGCCACAGCGGCGGGUCCUUCAUUAUUAUUAUUAUUAUUAUUAUUAUUAUUAUUUGGUAUUUUGUCAUUAGCUGAUUGUGCAUUUAUUUUUAUUUUUUGCUUUUUUAUGUGGUAUUUAGGGGUUGUUUGGAGAACAGGAUUCAGGACAUGGAUUCACUGAAUCUGUAGAUUUUGUAGAAAGUUAUGUUUUUUUGUUGCUUUUUGUAUUGUGGUAACUAGCUUCUGAGAUUUCAAAUCUCUAAAAUCUGUGGAUAUCAAAUCUCUCAUAAUUAGAGGGAUUCUAUAUCUUGAUUCGUGAGAUUUUUUCUCUCCUAAUUUUUCUCUUUCUUUUAUUUAUUUAUCACAUGAAAUAUAUUUAUCAACAAAGUUUUUUAUAUUUCUCGAACCACUCUAAUUUUUUUAAUAAGGAUAAACAUGUUAUUGAAUAUAAAAUUAAUUUUUUUAUUUUACUUGAAUGUUAACAAUCACAGUUACCAAGCAAUAAACAUUUUAAAAUCUGUUUUUAACAAUCCGAAGAGUUAGAAUCUCUAGAUUGUUGAAAAUCUGUAGAUUUAAACUCAUAUUCUCCAAACGACCCCUUAGUCAUUAGUUUAUUGUGUAUGAUGUUUGUUUAAUUGUUUGAAAGAAGAUAUGGUAUGUUAUAUGUUUAAUUGGUAUUUUUUAUUGGUCCCGAAGUUAACGAAAAUAAAUUAACGAUUAAUUUUUCGAUUUUGUUUCAUCUCGGAGUUUAAAAAAAUGAUAUCAAAAUUUUUGUUUUCAACAGUAAUAACGAAUUAUAAAAUAAUUAAAUCAAAAUAUACAAAUUAGAAGCUAAAUAAGUAUGAUUUAUUGAAAUAAAUUGAAAAAGAGUGGUUGGAAGCUAAAUUUAGCUUUUUAUAGAGUUGGAGUGAAAAUGAGGUUUGGGGAACCAAGGAGCCAAAUUUGACUAUUUGGGAAGCCAAAUUUGGCUUUGUAGGUUGGAGUUAGUUUAAUCUAAAUGGGUAUGGAUAACUUAUUUGUAAAACUUAUUUGUAAAAUUGGACUUAUUUGUAAAACUUAAAAAAAUAGGUAUCAAAAUGCAUUACAUAAAAUUUAGGUACUAAAAUGUAACUUUCCAUCAAUAUUUUUAGGACUUACCUGCAAAAUAAUUUAGGUACUAAAUUUGUAGAGGAAUUAAGUUUACGUACCAAACUGUAAUUUGCAUUUAGGUAUGGGCAAAAAUCCAAAUAUAUGGAUUAAAAAUCUAACCCCAUCCAAAUAAAUUGAUGUAAACCAAGGAUUGAAAUACCGUACCGGAGGUUGUACCAGAAAAGUUAGCGAUAUAGUAUUUUAUGUUAAAACCGUGGUUCAACCGUUUUAUACCGCUAAAUACCACCUCUAGGGUUAGCCUCCAGUAGAUAGUUUUUCUGCUCGAAUCGUUGGUACGGUAUGGUGUUUCAAUCCUUGGUAUAAACACAUCAAAGCUUACCAAUUUACUAUCUAAUUGAAUUACAUAUCUAACCCAAUUAGAUUGGAUAGUAAAAUACUCAUUGUAUA